AUUCACGGUGUACUGCUGUGUAAAAUGGCGGCGUGGUAGAAUUCGUAGCCGGACUUGUAUCGUUUGUGAAGCCAGUCAGUCAUUGACAACACACCUGCUGUGGCCCUUGAAUCGAAGAGCUGGUGGGAUGGCGAAGAGGAUCGCAGAUAAAGAGCUGACUGACAGGAACUGGGAUCAGGAGGAGGAAGAGGAGGAGGCCGGAACAUUCUCAGUGGCAAGCGAAGAUGUGCUAAAGAACCGUCCCAUUAAGAAAGCCAAGCGCAGAAAUGCAGCCUCAGAAAACGAGACAAGUGGAGCUUUUAAAGGGUUCUCUGGGUUUGGAGGCUUCAAGGGUCUGGGUGGUCUGACCAAUGGGAAUGGUGUUGCUUCCCCGUUUGGUGGCUUCUCUUCUCUUCCCAUCACCCCCUCUGCUAAACCUGAUGUAACGGGCAAUGGCUCCGCCUCCACCGGCGACACCUCGGCCAACGGCUCGGCCCCCCAGAGCUCCGGCGGCAACAGUCAGGAGCUAAAGCGGCAGAUCACCGGACUCAACUGCUCCGUCCGUGACUGGAUCACCAAACACGUGAACAGCAACCCUCUGUGCGACCUCAGCCCCAUCUUCAAGGAUUAUCAGAAACACCUGGACGACAUCCAGAAGAAGUUCGGACUGGGGUCCGGGGAUGCAGCCUCGGAGCAGAAGCAGGGAGGCUCGCUGCCCGCCGCGGCUGCCCCCCCUCCCACAUCCAGUGGCUCACCAGCCACACCUCUGUUCUCCUUCAAAAACACCUCAGAGGACUCCAAAGGCUCGGCUGCUGUGCCCACUCCUGCCGGAGUCACGUUUAACUUUGGGCAGAAGGUGGAUAGUUCCAUUCUGGGCUCUGUCCCGUCCAAAAUGACCCCGGCCAGCUUUUCCUUCUCCACUGGUCAGAGCUCGCUGUUUGGUGGCACCAGCUUAACCACACCGGCGUCUUUUGGCUCUCCGAAAACCGAGGUUGCUCAGCCCACAGAGGAGAACCCUGAUGAAGAGUCAGAGGAGCCUCCCAAACCUGAGGUCAAGGAAGUGAAGGAGGAAGACGCCUUCUACUCCAAAAAGUGCAAACUGUUCUACAAGAAGGAGACAGAGUUUAAGGAGAAAGGAGUUGGAAAUCUGCACCUGAAAGCCACCACAGAGGGAAAAACCCAGCUGAUCAUCCGCGCGGACACCAACCUGGGAAACAUCCUCUUAAACAUCAUCGUGCAAGCGUCCAUGCCUUGCUCAAGGGUCGGGAAAAACAACGUGAUGGUGGUCUGUGUUCCCAAUCCGCCUGUUGACGAGAAGAAUGCCGACAGUCCCGUCCCAAUGCUCAUCCGAGUGAAGACUCCAGAGGACGCAGACGAGCUGCUCAAGACCCUGGAGGAGAAGAAGGGCUGAGCGCACGCACGCACGCACGCACGCACACACGCACACACACACACACACACGCACACACACAC
Synchiropus splendidus (mandarinfish) is the source of this 1452-nucleotide messenger RNA. It is a transcript of the gene nup50, whose product is annotated as nucleoporin 50. The coding region runs from base 128 to 1390 and encodes 420 amino acids. The record is from RefSeq and is a predicted model, not a curated record. Gene Ontology annotation, biological process: protein import into nucleus. Gene Ontology annotation, cellular component: nuclear pore. NCBI's taxonomy places the organism in Eukaryota, Metazoa, Chordata, Actinopteri, Syngnathiformes, Callionymidae. The transcript has 8 exons.